AUGAUUGAACAACCCACAGUGGAGGCAGCUGUUCAAGAAUGUAGCCAGGGAUCGGAUGAAACUAUAGAAAAUGUUUUCAACAUUAUUGGAGCCUUCGACAUUCCACGUUACAUUUAUAAUUCAGAAAGGAAGAGGUUUCUGCCUCUGUCCAUGACCAACUUCCCUGCACCAAAUUUAUUUGGAACUGCCAGAGAUAAAGCAGAGCUGUUCCGUGAGCGCUACUCCAUCUUACAACAGAGGACUCACAGACAUGAGUUGUUUACUCCUUCAGCAGUCGUUGCUCAUCCUGAUGACAGUAAGAGCAAAUUCCAGCUUAAAACAGUAGAAACUCUGCUGGGCAAUACAGCUAAAGUGGGAGAAGUGAUUGUGCUUGGGAUGAUAACUCAGCUCAAGGAGGGGAAGUUUUUCCUUGAAGACCCUACAGGAGUUGUCCAGCUGGACCUUAGUAAAGCCCAGUUCCACAGUGGUUUAUAUACUGAAUCCUCCUUUGUUUUGGCAGAAGGUUGGUAUGAAGAUGGAGUUUUUCAUGUGAACGCUUUUGGAUUUCCACCUACUGAGCCUUCUGCUACCACUAGAGCCUUCUAUGGGAAUGUGAACUUCUUUGGAGGGCCUUCUUCAACAUCAGUAAAGGCAUCUGCAAAACUGAAGCAGCUGGAGGAUGAAAAUGAGGAUGCCAUGUUUGUGUUUCUUUCUGAUGUGUGGCUGGACCAGGCAGAAGUACUGGAAAAGCUUCACACCAUGUUUUCAGGUUAUUCCUCAGCACCUCCAACCUGCUUUUUCUUUUGUGGGAAUUUUUCAUCUGCACCAUAUGGAAAAAACCAAAUUCAGUCACUGAAAGGUUCCUUGAAGGCUCUUGCAGACAUUAUACGUGAGCACCCCAGCAUUCAUAAAAGUCGAUUUGUGUUUGUUCCUGGCCCUGGAGACCCUGGUCCUGGCUCUAUUUUACCAAGACCUCCCUUGGCUGAAAAUAUUACUGAGGAGUUCAAGCAGCUGGUGCCUUUUUCAGUUUUCACCACAAAUCCCUGCAGGAUUCAAUAUUGCACCCAAGAAAUCAUUAUCUUCCGUGAAGAUUUGGUGAACAAAAUGUGCAGGAACUGUGUCCGCUUCCCUAGCAGCAACAUGGACAUUCCCAACCAUUUUGUGAAGACAAUAUUAUCACAAAGCCACCUGACACCCCUCCCACUGUACAUCAGCCCUGUCUACUGGGCCUACGACUACUCCCUGAGGGUGUAUCCUGUGCCAGAUAUGCUGGUGAUUGCAGACAAGUACGACCCCUUCACUGUCACCAACACCGACUGCCUGUGCAUCAACCCUGGUUCAUUUCCAAGAAGUGGAUUUUCGUUCAAGGUGUUCUACCCCUCCAACAAGACAGUUGAGGACAGCAAACUUCAGGGCCUCUGA
Molecule: messenger RNA, 1401 nt
Organism: Chaetura pelagica (chimney swift)
Lineage: Eukaryota; Metazoa; Chordata; Aves; Apodiformes; Apodidae
Gene: POLE2
Product: polymerase (DNA directed), epsilon 2, accessory subunit
Exons: 17
Coding region: 1-1401 (466 amino acids)
Biological process (GO): DNA-templated DNA replication; error-prone translesion synthesis
Cellular component (GO): epsilon DNA polymerase complex
Molecular function (GO): DNA binding
Source: RefSeq, a predicted model, not a curated record